AUGUCGAGGCACUCGAAAGAAUCAACUCGAGAGGUCACUCAGAUCGAGCUGGAUCCCAAAUACGAUCACUACGAGUUUCCUACCGUCGCUCCCGGGAAUCAGCCCGGUCAUCCUGGCCACACAACCAAAGAGCAGGAUGCUCAGGUCUUCCAGCUGCGUGCCAUGUUAGAACAGGCCGGUUGCACUAACUUGGACACCCUGACUCUGUUGCGGUUUCUAAGAGCACGGAAGUUCAAUGUUGAGCUAAGUAAACAAAUGUUCCUUAAUAAUGAGAAAUGGCGCAAGGAAUUUGGUGUCGAGGACCUCGUGCGCAACUUUGAAUACAAAGAGAAACCUCAAGUGUUUCAAUAUUAUCCCCAGUACUACCACAAGACUGACAAGGAUGGCCGACCAGUCUACAUCGAAUCGUACGGAAAAAUUGAUUUGAACGCCAUGUACAAAAUCACCACAUCAGAUCGCAUGGUCCAGAACUUGGUGGUCGAAUACGAAAAAAUGGCCGAUCCACGACUGCCCGCCUGUUCUCGCAAAUCAGGAAAGUUACUUGAAACUUCGUGUACAAUCAUGGACAUGAAAGGUGUGGGCGUGGGAAAGAUAUCUUCUGUUUAUGGCUAUCUCAAGUCGGUCAGCGCCAUCUCACAAGACUACUACCCUGAGCGACUGGGCAAGUUGUAUAUCAUCAAUGCUCCAUGGGGCUUCAGCAGUGCUUUCAGCUUCGUCAAAGGUUUCCUUGACCCUGUCACUGUCGCCAAAAUUCAUGUUCUCGGAUCGGGCUACCAGACUGAACUCCUCAACCAGAUCCCCGCUGAGAACCUUCCAAAGCAGUUUGGUGGCACAUGUGAGUGCGAGGGCGGGUGUGAAUACAGUGAUGAUGGGCCAUGGCAUGACCCUCAGUGGGCUAAGCCUCCGAAAUGGCAACAGCAAGAUUCAACUCCGGGUCAGACAAGCGGAAACGUGGUUCAACCUGCCCCUACCGACGGCGCACAGGAUCCUUUGGAACAGAAGGAAGAUGCGGCUCCGGCCUCAGCUCCCACAGUGGUAGAGAAUGCGCCAACCGACGGACCAAAGAUCCCACUACAGAAUCAGUGA
This is a messenger RNA of Exophiala bonariae, 1086 nucleotides long. It is a transcript of the gene SEC14, whose product is annotated as cytosolic factor, phosphatidylinositol/phosphatidylcholine transfer protein. Lineage: Eukaryota; Fungi; Ascomycota; Eurotiomycetes; Chaetothyriales; Herpotrichiellaceae. The record is from RefSeq and is a predicted model, not a curated record. The transcript is spliced from 3 exons. The coding region runs from base 1 to 1086 and encodes 361 amino acids.